AUGGCUCCCUAUCUUCGUACCCGCAAAAGCGAUACCAUUAAACCUACAUCUCCAAAUGCAAAGUCUUUAGCAGCUUCCGACUACGCUGCCAUUCAUAAAACGGUCGUUGCCAGUAUCUCAAAAAUGGGCCCAAACGUCACCUCUCAACUCACAGGCAAAAAAACCUUUCCUUCAUCCAGUAAAAUAGCCAAGAAGCACCAAAUGUCGAGCGCAGUCAGUGCUCGGAUCGUCCGUGAGCUCACCAUAGAUGUUCCCAAAAAAGACAUAAAUAAACGCAAGGCUGUUGCUGCCCAAGUCAGAAACCGCGCGGUUGUUAACGAGAUUAGAAAGAUGGGAGGAAAUCCAAUGAAGCUGCUCACAACUAACUCUGUCAAGACUGGGGUUGAUGUUGGGUUUGUCACUCAAUCUCGUCGCAACACAGCACCAACUGCUCUUGUUAUCGGACGUGUAGGGAAAAAAGCUGCUACUCCGCGCUCCAAAGGAGUUUCACCUACAACUAUGCGCAAAAAAGUAACAAAAACUGUUGCCUCUGAGAUUCAAAAGCUUGGUAAGGGAAAACUUCCCGCUCCAUCUGUGAUUAAAGCUCGUGCUAGGAUUGCCCCAGCCAAAAUUGCUGUCAACACUGAGAUUCUGAAGCGUGCGGCUGUCAAGGAAAUCCGUAACAAGCGAAAGCCAAUUUCGCCUCUCAAGUCUCCAAAGAAAUCUACCGCAUCCAAGAGUGGCGGAUCCCUUGUCAAGGCCAAGACUCAUUAG
Batrachochytrium dendrobatidis JAM81 is the source of this 753-nucleotide messenger RNA. RefSeq lists its product as uncharacterized. The coding region runs from base 1 to 753 and encodes 250 amino acids. The record is from RefSeq and is a predicted model, not a curated record. Lineage: Eukaryota; Fungi; Chytridiomycota; Chytridiomycetes; Rhizophydiales. The transcript is spliced from 3 exons.